Leptomonas pyrrhocoris is the source of this 813-nucleotide messenger RNA. RefSeq lists its product as hypothetical. NCBI's taxonomy places the organism in Eukaryota, Euglenozoa, Kinetoplastea, Trypanosomatida, Trypanosomatidae. The transcript has a single exon. The record is from RefSeq and is a predicted model, not a curated record. Bases 52 to 813 code for a protein of 253 amino acids.
AGAAUUGCUGACCUGCUUUUGUGUUUCUUGGCCACACUGCAGCCCCACAGAAUGGCAAACACUAGGUUCAACGCAGACGUCGCGGCAGAAGCCGCAGAGGAGCACUACAGCCUGCAAAAGCGAUUAGUCCGCUUGGAAGCCGAGGAGGAACAACAGAAACAGGCCGCUGAGCAAGCGGCGCGAUACGAGGACUCCGUGGACACGAGCGGCGUGGAUCGCGCAAGACGCAGGAACAGCGCCUUGCGGGAGGAAAUUGCAAAAUUGGAGGUGCAACUGAAGGAGUUGCAGACUAUCAACGUUGCCGAUCUCCAGCACGAGUAUCAGCGACUUGACGGCCGCCGUGCCCACUUACUGAACGAGAUCGCAAGCUUGCGUCGAGUCAUAGCGAAUCAGAGCAAGGACGUGCGACGUGCCACUCGCGCAGUGAAUAAUCAGCGAGAGCUGCACAGGCAAAACGAUGAGCACCACGCUUCCUCGAACGCAGACAUACAAAUGUUCAAGGAUAAGCGCGAGACCCUCGCACAGGAGACGCAGCGCCUCAUUCGCAAAGAGCGCCACUUAGGGUUGGAGCUGGAAACCUUACCAGCGGCCGGCGAGGACAGUGAAGCGGUGACGAGCCGUCUGAGAGAUGACAACGCAAAGAAGGACCAAACAAUUGAACGCCUGGAAGCGACAUUGCGGGAGAAGCAGCAGCAGAAGCAGCAGCAAGCAAACACGGAACAAAGCCCUGCUGCGACACCUGUUGACGAGCUCAAGCGCUUGCGGGAGGAGUACGUGCGCCUCAACGAUCGGCUGAAACGAAGCAAACAGUAA